UCGAACACCCCCCGCGAAAAACCAUCUUCACAGCAGCACUCUCAGCUCCGCAGAGCUCAUCAAUGGCGUCCACCUCCGCCACCGCCGCCGUAGCAUCCACCCUCUGGAACCAAAUCAACUCCUCUCGCUCAGUUUCAGACGAUCAGCUAUCUAUCUUGCAUUUCCUAUAUGGGAAGAACUUGGAGCGAGCCACCAGGAUUGUAGAUCAGGGCGGUGUUCGUAAGGUUUCAGGCUUCCCCAGUGGCCGCUUUCUCUUUCUGGUUGUUGGGGAAUCAAAGCGGAAAGAAGAGUAUAUCUGCUUUCCCGAGCACCACUGCACUUGCUAUUCCUUCUUCUAUGACAUUGUCAACCGCAGUGAACAGCUCUGUUGUAAACAUCAAAUAGCUGCUCGGUUGGCAGAGGCGGUCGGUGCCCAUGAUGAAGUGUCAGUUUCGGAUGAGCAUUUGGCUUUAAUGCUUUCCAAGCUCUGAUGAUUCAGGUGCGAAGCAUCGGAAUUGGUUGUGUGGGUAUUGUGUUUGUUAUAUUUCUUCAAAGUUUUUUAUGACUACUUGAUGAAAUACACUUGUUUGUUUGCUUG
Messenger RNA from Dioscorea cayenensis subsp. rotundata (Guinea yam), 577 nucleotides. RefSeq names its product zinc finger SWIM domain-containing protein 7. The record is from RefSeq and is a predicted model, not a curated record. Gene Ontology annotation, biological process: double-strand break repair via homologous recombination. Gene Ontology annotation, cellular component: Shu complex. Gene Ontology annotation, molecular function: zinc ion binding. Bases 63 to 470 code for a protein of 135 amino acids. NCBI's taxonomy places the organism in Eukaryota, Viridiplantae, Streptophyta, Magnoliopsida, Dioscoreales, Dioscoreaceae. The transcript has 5 exons.